AUGAGGUCUAAGUAUCUCGCGUCGCCAGUGAAUAUCUCGCGGUUCAUCCAGAUGUCGGUGCGCAGCAUCUCACCACAGCGAGAGAUUUCGCAGAUGACCCCCCAACGCCAGCGUCCGCAGUCGAAGGCAGGCCGUGACUCCAACGGCAAUAGCGUAGAAGCCGCGAAAACCGGGGAUGCCUCAUCGGAGGCGAAUUACCCGGAAGAAAAUAUUGUGGAAAACACGGCUUAUUUGCUUCAGUGUGGAAGUCCGCUGUACGACCCGGUCAAGGAGCGUUGGCGCUGCUGGAAUGGUCAUGAACUGAGUGUUAAGGAACGGUCGGACUACGGCGACGUUGAAGGAGUUAGUUGCGAUUUCUGCGGUCUCACCGACUGGUUAGACGAGCUGCAGGAAACCGAUGCUCCAACGAAGGGAAAACGACGCAGCAGAAAACCACCUAAGCAAAAUAAAAUUGCAAAGGAGCCGCGAUACCUUUACCACUGUGAUGUCUGUGAUAUGGAUCUCUGCACUCACUGCGCCAAGGAGUUGCGUGUUGACGCCCGGUAUCAUGUGCCUUGCAUGCAGUGUAGGCGUUGCCUCCUCUUUAUGCGUGACGACGAGGCUGCUCUGCAUCACUGCUACUUGAAGCGGGCAAGGGAGGUCCUUCCACUUACGACCCCUUCACCAUCCACAAGCGGUGGGGCCUCCUCCUCCUCAUUUACCGAGUCCGUUCUGAACCGGACCUCCGCCCGACCGCGGGAUCCCUCACCGCCCGUGGUGCAUCUACCACCGGAUUCCACAACAACGUCAGUGCAGCGCCCAAUGACGACAUGGGAGGUGUGUGUGACAUUUGAAGGUGCCGAAGCGGAGGCUGAAGUUCGUUGCAUUGGGGACUCCCUUUUGCUGCUGGGAGUGGAGACGCCUGGGGCAGCGGGUCAGCUUCUUUUCCGGACGCCAACCAGGUUAGCGGCGGAAGAGUUAGCUCAGCGAUUUCAUGACAGGGGUCUCUUUGCCUCCCUCCGUCGUUUUCGCGCUUGA
This is a messenger RNA of Trypanosoma rangeli, 1017 nucleotides long. RefSeq lists its product as uncharacterized. The transcript has a single exon. Lineage: Eukaryota; Euglenozoa; Kinetoplastea; Trypanosomatida; Trypanosomatidae. The record is from RefSeq and is a predicted model, not a curated record. Bases 1 to 1017 code for a protein of 338 amino acids.